Molecule: messenger RNA, 1442 nt
Organism: Cuscuta europaea
Lineage: Eukaryota; Viridiplantae; Streptophyta; Magnoliopsida; Solanales; Convolvulaceae
Source: the annotation of a GenBank genome assembly
UGAUAAAUAGUACUCCCUGGACAAGGUGCGUUAAUUCUUUCUCCAGACGCUUAGGAUCGAAAUGGACGUCAUUACGCAAUCGCAGCAAGUAUCUCGGGCGAUCGAGAAGGUGAUUGUCCACCCACUUGUUCUCCUUAGCGUCGUCGACCACUUUAAUCGCGUUGCUCGAGACACUAAGAAGCGUGUCGUCGGCGUCUUGCUCGGAAGUUCAUCCAGAGGCACCGUCGAUGUUACCAACAGCUACGCAGUGCCUUUUGAAGAAGAUGACAAGGAUCCAAGCAUCUGGUUCCUUGACCAUGACUACCAUGGGUCAAUGUUUUCCAUGUUCCGUAGAAUAAAUGCUAAGGAGCAUGUUGUUGGAUGGUACAGCACUGGUCCCAAACUACGGGAAAAUGACCUUAACAUCCAUGCACUCUUCAAUGACUAUGUUCCCACUCCAGUCUUGGUUAUUAUUGAUGUCCAGCCUAAAGAGCUUGGCAUACCUACUAAAGCAUACUAUGCUGUUGAGGAGGUCAAAGAGAAUGCAACUCAAAAGAGUCAGAAGGUCUUUGUACACGCCCCUUCAGAAAUUGCUGCUCAUGAAGUGGAAGAGAUUGGAGUCGAGCACUUGCUGAGGGAUGUCAAAGAUACCACAAUCAGUACUCUUGCAACAGAGGUAACUGGGAAACUUGCUGCACUAAAGGGGCUAGAUGCUCGCCUCAUAGAGAUCCGGUCUUACCUUGAACUUGUCAUUGAUGGAAAACUUCCAUUGAAUCAUGAGAUUUUGUAUCACUUACAGGAUGUCUUCAACCUGCUUCCUAAUCUUAACGUGGCUGAGUUAAUCAAAUCCUUUGCAGUUAAAACAAAUGAUAUGAUGUUGGUCAUAUAUUUGUCUUCUCUUAUCCGAAGUGUGAUUGCUCUUCAUAACUUGAUCAACAACAAGCUGCUUAACAAGGAACACGAGAAGGCAGAGGACUCGAAGCCUAUUGCUGUACCUGCUGCAGCUGGAAGCUAAGGAACAAAAACAACUUGGUGGAAUUUGGCUAUGUGAUAGGCACUAUAUCAUUUAGUGUACCAAGUGUGACAUCAUAACUGAUCUCACCCUUCUCAUUUUCGAAAUCUCAAAUUGUUGAAUCUUCUAAAUAUUAAUACAAUUGAUAGAAUUGAGCGACCCUGUCUCAGAUUUUGUCAAGGCGUGUUUUAUUCUUUGGGGGCAUGGAGAAAAGCGUGAACUUCAUUACUUUUGAGUGACCCUGUCCCUGUAGUGACAAGUUUUACGUAAAAUAGUUUGGUCUCGUCAGUCAGUAUAUCAUUAGAAGCUUAUAUGGAGUGAUUGAUGAUCUGCUUAGCUGUUGUUUUACGCUAUUAAGAUACUUUGUGAGCCGUGCUUCAUGUAAUCAUGUUCAUGUACACGUUUUAAAUUACUCCGAUUUAAAUUAAACAUAAUUAGUUGGAACAUAAUU